Megachile rotundata (alfalfa leafcutting bee) is the source of this 3145-nucleotide messenger RNA. RefSeq lists its product as uncharacterized. Gene Ontology annotation, molecular function: actin filament binding; lamin binding. The record is from RefSeq and is a predicted model, not a curated record. NCBI's taxonomy places the organism in Eukaryota, Metazoa, Arthropoda, Insecta, Hymenoptera, Megachilidae. Gene Ontology annotation, biological process: nuclear migration along microtubule. Gene Ontology annotation, cellular component: nuclear membrane.
UAUUCUGAUAUAUUAAAGCUCAUUAUGUAGGCAAUGAUAUAUAUAGGUAUUUAGCAAUAUGUAUCCUGAGAUGACGUAAAUAUAUGUCCUGUUUGUACUAUCGAUUAUAUUUAUUAUACAAAGCAAAACAUAAUGCUAAGGAUUUUGUAGUUUUUGAGCAAAUACUGCAUAAAAUAUUCAAUACUAAAAGGGGUGAAAAUCUGCUCUAUUUUUUUCUAAUAUAUCUCAAUCGAUGCUGCAGAAUGUGACACAAAAAUGAUAGGAGUAGUUUAGCGUCUUCGUGACACAAAAAUGCAUUGCAUGACUGGUCUAUUGUAUAUGUCAUCCAUGACUUCAUAUUACAAGUAGUGUUGGAAGGGGUGAGCGGUAACGGUACUUGAUAGAUGAUAAUAAUUUUAUGAAAUAAAAUAGCGGUGGGGUAGGGAAUUUGUUUAGGAUGUUGUAAUCUAUUUAAUUUAUAUCUUUUAAUGAAGAUUUAAUACGCGUGGUGAAUGGUGUUUUUCUAUAGUUAAUACAUAAUCAAGUGCUACGUGCAAAUUCAACACGCCACGUGACUGCAUGCUUUUUAUACAGUUUCGGAUACAUAGGUUAAGAAAGAGGCAUUUUAGCCGGUUGGCGGGAGAUGAACUUUGUCUUUAACUAUUACAAUUUCUUUGCAUAAAAAAAUGGAAUUCGACUUGUGGUUCAAUUUCGUGCCAAUUUUUUCCGUCAUUUUGUUAACAGUGGUCACAAUUAUCACUGUUGUUCAAAAACUGAAAUUGAGGUGGCCGGUACAAGUAAACUGCUGGUUUUGCAACACUAAUACUAAGAUUUGGCGGCAACAGCUAAAUUGGUGGAUGUGUCCACAUUGUGAACAGUAUAAUGGUUUCUCUAAGAAUGGUGAUUACGCAUAUAAUAUACCAGAACAAUAUAAAACCUCGGCUAACGAAAACAAAAGAUACUGUACAGUGAGGCAGGAUACAUUGGCCAAUAAAGUUGCAAACAACGAUCUUUGUGCACAGUGUAACAUUAAGGAAACGUUAAAAAUAUCCAAAUUGUCUAAAUAUGUACCUACAAGUGAAAGAAAUUAUGAGUAUGAAAUAAAACAGUUCAAAGAUAGUUUAGAACAACAAUACCCAUUAUGUGCAAAUUGUAAAAUUACAGUACAUAAUGUAUUAAGGAAACAAGCAUUAUGGCUUGCUGAAUAUAAAAUGUUAUUCUUUAAGAAGAAACCUUUUAAUGUAAUUAUUAAUAGUACAAAAUAUUCUGAACCAGUAUGCAGAACAAUUUCAACGAUAUUAAGUUCUAUGAUAGCAUAUAAUAUGGAUUUUGUAUAUUUACCAAUUGGAGGAUUAUUUUUCCAAGUCUGUGCUCAUUGGUCAAGCUCUUCAAGAAAACGAAAUUCUGAUACAUUUCUUAUAUUCUUUUGGAUUUGUAUGAUUGUACUUUUACCUUUUAAAGAUGCAAAAUUGAUUAAAACAGAUUUACAGAAUGCAUGGUUUUCUCUUGAAUACAUAACAAGUUAUCAUAUGAUAAUGUUAUUUAUCUUGGCUAUAGGCUUUACCAAUAUUAAGCCUAAAUCUCAUAAAAGUACAAUAAAUAAAAAUAUGUCAUUCAAAAAAAUUGAAUCUUCCACAAAGGAUACAACACUGCCUGAUUUAUACACAAAUGUUUUAAAUGAACAUAAUUUUAAUUCUAAAGCUGCCAAUGAUUUAAAUAAAACAAUUACUAAUGAAUCAUUGUUCUCAUCAAAUACAACAAAACAAACGCCUUUUUACACUGAAAAUUCAGUGAACUCAAAAGUUACAUCUUUUCAAACUCCAUUUCAAAAUCACGAAUCACAGUUAUCAUCUGCCAAGGACAGUAAUGCAAUAUUUAAUUCCGUACUUUCAAAUAAAAAAAGUGUGAUAGAAAACUUUUCACUGAACGAUAGUCUGAGCACAUUAAGUAUGUUAUCGUUAAGUGAAGAUAAACCUAAAUAUACAAUUAAAGCACCCAAGAUUUUUGAAAAGAAAGUGUAUGGUACAAACAGUCUUGAACUCUUCAGAAAGGCUAAUAAAAGGAACAUUUUAUCGCCACCGAAAUUAAAAUCAUUUACGCAAACAUCAUGGGUAGCUGGUGGUUAUUGGCAGGAAGAUAUUGAUGUGCCACCAUUGUCUAGAUCAUCCAGUCAAAGCUCUGGCUUUGGCUCUACGUGUUCUAAUUUCGCUCCAUCCAGAGAACCGUCUGUACAUGAAUUCGAUCAGUGUUCAGUUAUGUCAGAUGUAACGCAAUCUUGUUCUACUUUGAGACAAAAUAAUAUUCAUCCUGUUGGAUCUUUUAAUCAACAGAAUGCAUACUUCUCAUUUCCAGAACCAAAAAGUUUAGUUAGUAAUCAAACAAUGAGAUGUGCGUCGCCGAAUUUUUAUGCAUCACAGUCAUUUUUACUGCCCGAGGCUUAUAAAAAGAAUAAUUCAGUUUUUAUCGAUCAAUCAUUACAAGGACAAAACGUGAACGUAAGUGAUAUCAAAAAUCCUUCUGAAAUUCAAAUGUUUCCUAGUCAUACCACUAUCGUAACAAGUCCUGUUUGGUUGCCGGCUCUUUUAUGUGGUUCACUUGUACUAAAUAUAGUGGUAUUGUGUACUACUUUGUUACGUUGAACAGGGUACAAAUCAUACUUUUUUCCGUUAUUCUUCCUUAAUUCAUAUUUGCCGUGUAUACGUAUUUUAGUUAUCAAUCAAAUAUUACAUUGAUUACCGUUUUAGUGAAUAAUUAUUUUUUAAUAAUUAGUAAUUAAUUAGUGAAAUGGAAAUAUUUCACUCUGUUAACGAAUAGAUGCUGUAUACUGCCAGUGUAAAGUUUUCUAUUAUCACAAAUUUUUGUUAAUAUUCAUUUAUUUGCUGUAAGUCAUUGUAAGUAGAUAUUAUUUUUUUAUUUGUAUUUGUAUAAAAUAUAAAGUUUUUGACAAUAAUCCGAGUAUUAAGUUAAACGUAAAAUAAUGAAAAAUGAAAUAUUGAUUUGACGAAACAUUUGUAUGACAUUCGAAAUUGUCGAACUUGUGAUAAAAAAAAUGUUCUCCGUGUGUGUUCAUUAGUAAGAUAUAUACAUAGUCCACAAAUUUAAGAAUUAAGAUUUAAGAAGAUAAUAUGAAAUUAUGUUCUUUAUAUUAAUGAUUCUCCACUUUUUA